Molecule: messenger RNA, 3858 nt
Organism: Akanthomyces muscarius
Lineage: Eukaryota; Fungi; Ascomycota; Sordariomycetes; Hypocreales; Cordycipitaceae
Exons: 6
Coding region: 1-3858 (1285 amino acids)
Source: RefSeq, a predicted model, not a curated record
AUGACUGAGGUCGGGCACGCCGAUUUAUCGCGGCUGCUUCAAUCCAAGCGCAAUGAGUGCCAUGCAAUCGUAACUUCGCGCAAGAGGAAGCUUCGCGAACUCUUCGCGGUCGCGACACAGACCCAACCGCUCCCCCAGCAAGCCCAUGCGCUCCCCGACGCGCCCGCUGCCACCACCGCCGAGUGGCAGUUCCUGCAGACAAACGAUAUUUUGCAAGAAAGAAUCUUCGACGAAGCAAGUAUUCCGCCGCGACCACCACAAUCUGUCGAAGCCUUGAAACGAUCCAUCUCUGCUCAACUCGCCGCUACUAGUUCUCCGGUUAAUUCGCCAGUUGCUGCGACGCCCGGACAGCCCAGCUCAGCCAACUCGGCGCGAUCAACGCCUGGGGCACAGAGCCCAGCCAACAUCCAAAAUGGACCCAAACCUACCAUCACACCACAAAACUCCGCUGCAGCGCUCGCCGCGCGUGCUCAGAACCCAUCGAAGCAGCUCACCGAUGCCUCGAGACGACCCAACCAAGUUUCAUUCCCCCCGGGCACCAAAGGAUCGCCUUCCUUGACACCAACGCCAAUUCCAAACCGAGUUGCUACGGAUGCCCCUCCGGCUGAUGCCGCCAGCGCGACGACUACUGCGGCCCAUGACAUAUCUGCCAACACCAGUCCGGACAACGAAGGCCCUAGGUCACCCGAAGUCGCACAACAACCGGCGCAGGCCAUGCCGAAGCCCGAGACGAAAGACAGCGCUGCUAGCCCGAAGCCGCCAUCUGACGAAGACCAGUUGCUGCAGGAGUCCAUCCGCUCUGCUGCUGCGUCUGGCUCCGAUGACGAAGCGCCGCCAACAACCGGGCCGACCUCGAAUCCGCAGACGAGCAAUCCCGAAGCUUCUAGUGCCGAAGUUCCUGACAGUCAGGAUGAAGCGGAUAAGAUGGAUGUUGAUGUCCCCGAAACAAUCCAGGAGUCAAUCAACGUCAAACCGACACCACCUCUACUUACACCUCAACCAACAAGAGAGAGCGUGCCCGUUGAGCGUGCCGUCACUAGAGUUUCUUCGGGUGCUAUGAGACUCAAGUCUGUCAAUGAAAUCGUUGGAGCCACCCCUCGUUCAACCAUCGACCGCGGCACUCCCAAGGACCUCGAGGAUCAGCUCACUCCAUCCGCCUCCGCGCCGGAAUCGCCAGCAUCAAGAUCAAAACCACGUAAAGACCGCAGUAAAGGACAAGUGUCUACGGUUCUAUUCGGCAAGCAGCCCAAGCGUGUCGAAGACAAGGCCGUCGCUCCGAGCCAAAAGGAACAGUUCCACCCUUUCGACGACUAUUACACCCCGCUCUUCAUUCAAAACUUCACCGGCGCAACCAACUGGAUGCAACCUAUCGAGAAAAUCUUAUUCCACGCCAACAAGACGAUCGGUACUUCCGAUGCUAACCUCGCAAUCCUGGAUAAUCAAGCCUGCAAGGUGCUACGUAGGGUGUAUCAUCUGCAGCAGCAUGACAAGUGGUCUUUGCGACAGCCCAAGCGUUGCCCGGAGCCGACACGACCUACUUCGCAAUGGGAUGUGAUGCUUCAGGAGAUGAAGUGGAUGAGAACAGAUUUCAGAGAGGAGCGCAAAUGGAAAACGACGGUGGCGCGCAAUCUGGCAUACGCAUGUGUGGAAUGGCAUGAGUCGAGUGCGGAAGAGCGACUAGCUCUUCAGGUUGCCACCCAUAUACCUCCCAGGCGUAGCGCUGAUGGAGACGACGCGCGGACGGGCGGCGCUGAGGUGACGGGAGCUGAGAACCAUCCUACGCCUGACCUCGAGCCAUCAGGUGACGCCGACUCACCUCUGCAUGACGAUAUUUCUGAAGUAUUUGUGGAAACAGUCGCGCCAUCGGCCAUCUUUUCACUGCAGGAAGAUGAUGUCGUCUUUGGUCUGCGGCGAACGCAAGCUGCCGACCAGCUCCUGGACGAACUACCUCUCUAUGGCGCUCCUCUAAAGAUCCCCCAAACUGACCUCACCAAUCCCGAAUUUGAUCCUGAUGCACACUGGCGGCGACCUGCCCUGCCUCUAAGCAAGUAUGUUGAAGGAGAGAUGAAGGUUACUGCCAGAGGCCCUCCACGUAAACGUGGUCGAUUCGACUAUCGCAACGAAGACUCGGACGAUGAAAGUGACUACACUUUCGCUGCCGACCAAACAGUCAACCCCACCAGAACUGAGGCAAUCACCAGCAAUGUCGCCUUAUUCAAUCCCGAAUCGAAGCCUAUCAGAGAUAGACUGCAUGCUGGCCACCAAUUCCGCCCGCCCUCGGAACAUCCCAUGCCUAUGCAGUCAUUCUAUGAGUGCCGCAGCGCCUCGCAGUGGACGGUUGCUGAAGAUGAUGAGCUCAGAGGCCUAGUGCGGGAAUACUCGUAUAACUGGUCGCUGAUCUCGAGCAUGCUUUCUACUCGAUCUUCCUUCGUAUCCGGGCCAGAGCGACGCACUCCCUGGGAAUGCUUUGAGCGAUGGAUUAGCCUCGAGGGGCUGCCGGCUGAUAUGCAAAAGACGCAGUACUUCAAAGCCUAUAACGGCAGAAUUGAAGCAGCCCAACGCAUCAUAGCUCAGCAGAAUCAAAUCGCGGCACAGCAAGCUAGUGCCGCUGGCAGCAACGUGCCCGCCCUUCGCAGGAGACCGUCCGUCCCAGUUAGGGUCGAACGACGCAGGAGCCAGAAGCACCUGACUCUAAUAGACGCCAUGAGGAAACUCGCCAAGAAGCGAGAGACGGCCCAGCAGAAGCAGCAGCACACUGCCUCGCAGAAUGCAGUCAAGAAAGCUGCGGAGCCAGUUUCGCAACGCCCAUCCAAGACACCGAGAGACUACAGUUUACUCAGACACGAACGAGACGAAGCCGUACGGGAGAAAAUGGCACAGUUCGCCGCUCGCUCAGAGGCACAGCGAAGAGCUCAGCUCCAAGCUAGAGCGCAAAGUCAAGCUGCCCAAAUGGCUGGGGCUGCCCAAGGUGCCCAAGCAAAUCAAGGCGCUGCCCAGGCUGCCGCAAAUGGCACGUCUCAAGCUGGAGCCCAGCGUCCCGAGGUCCCAGCACACCUGGUGGCAGCAGCAGCCGCCGCAGCCGCCGGUCAACGCCCGAGAAUGCCGUCGCUGUCUGGGGUGAAUGGCGCUCCUCAAGCCACUCCUGGCCUGCCAUCGCAGAUAAGCCCAGCCAUGGUCGCAGCGGCUGCGCAAAUGAAGGGAAUACCAGCCGCGCAACUACAAGCAGCUAUGCAGGCACAAGCACAGCAACAUAGAAUGCCAAUGCCUAACCAGGCGGCCGAUGCCAACCUCAUGUUGCGAGCCCAGCAAAUGGCCAACCAGCAGCGUGCAGCUGUCCAGAUUCAACAGCAACAACAAGUCCACCACCAGCAACAACGGCCCAAUUCGGCUGUCCAGCAGAACGGCCAGGGCUCACCACCAAUGCACAACGGUGUGAACGGCGCAGCGAAUGGCAUGCACAUGCAAAAUGGCGUCCCCAACGGCUCUCCCGGUCCUCGAGUGUCUACGCAAUUGCCACCAAAUAUUGCCUUGCAGCUCAAUCAGCUUGAGGUCCAGUUCCGGACAAAGAACCCGAGCUUGACGCCAGAGCAGUCUCGACAGCUUGCAACAGAACACCUUACUAGGGCCAUGAUGGCGCAGCGACAAUCAGCUCUCAAUGCUGCUGCAGGCGUGACCGGCCAGCCCGGACUCUCCAAUAGUAUUGCUGCCACGACGAGCCCUCACCAGACAGCAGCUCUCUGGAAACAGCACGGCUGGAAGCCCUGUUCCACCAGCCAAUCAUCAGCGCCAAUCAAGCGGCAGCGCGACGCCAUCUUCGACAAGCAAGUAGCCAAGCCGAUCACGGAUUUUUGUCUUUGA